Messenger RNA from Cinara cedri, 8273 nucleotides. The record is from the annotation of a GenBank genome assembly. NCBI's taxonomy places the organism in Eukaryota, Metazoa, Arthropoda, Insecta, Hemiptera, Aphididae.
UUUUCCCCUUUGUUCAGUUAUAAUAUUAUUGUUUUGUAAAAUAAAUCAAAACUAUAAUGGUUUCGUAUCAGACAUCUGAAUAUUUUGGGCGUACAUUACAACAAUAUUAUAAUGUAACAUAAGUGUAAAUAAUAAUUAAUUUGUUCAUCUAGUUUAUCAAAUCUUAAUUUAGUGUGUGUUAAUAACGUUUGUAUAAUGUGUGCACGAUAAUUAUUAUUUACGUUCCUAGUAAAUAAUAAAAUCAUUAUGGUCUAAAUUUACUUUAUUCAACUGGAUUUACCUAUUCGAUUGCAAUUUUGUGUAAUGAUGAUUACGAAUUUUAAGACUGUCAAGUUUUAAGUUUAUAUUAAAUUCAGUGGACAGUUAACUGAGUUUUAUAAAAGUGAUUUGAAAAUAUUAAAACAAUGCCUGUGGCAAUGAAUCGAAGACGUGUUAGCAAUUUUACUUACGUCAGUCCGUGCGUUAAGUAUAUGAUAUUUUUGCUUAAUUUUUUGUUUUGGGUAUGUAUCUGUAAAUACAAUUUUUAUGUUUAAAAAAAUUUUAAUACCAAAACUAUCAAUUUAGUUAUUUGGUGGUUUACUGGUGGCGGCUGGUACAUUUGCGUUCUACGAAAAAUGGAAUACCAUGGGUUCUAUCAAAUUGAACACAUUUUCAGAUGUUAUACUAAACAUUUCUCUAGUUUUAAUUAUAGCCGGACAAAUCAUAUUUAUUGUUAGCUUUGCUGGAUGUAUUGGCGCUCUACGUGAAAAUACCACUCUCCUUAAAUUUGUGAGUAUAUUACCUAUUUCAUUUUAAUUAAUUUGUUUUAAGAUUUUAUUGUUGAACUAUGCUUUAAUUUUUACCAACACAAUUAGGUAUCCAUUUUGUAGAACAUUUAUAGUAAGUAAUAUUCCUUAAGUUUAUCUUUCAUUCUGAACAAGUUUAAUUAACUAUAAUAUUGGUAUAUAAAUAUAUUUGAAGCUAAUGAUAACUUAAUAAUUAUGUUUUUUACAGUAUAAAACAUUUAACAAAACCCCAUCAGAUACUUGAUAUUUAAUUGUUAUAUUUUAUUUAUGAUAUGGAAAAGUUUUUUUUAUGAACUGUUUGGGAAUGUAAUUUGUUAGAUUUUUUGGCUUAUGGUCUUUUUAGUGACUGUUAAAUUACUUAUUUACCUAAUAUUGUACAUUUAAUAUUAUUGUAACUAUCAUAUAUAAUUUGAUUGUUUGAUAUUUUAGUCUUUGUAACUUUGUCUUAUGUGAAACAAAGAUGAAAUUCAGAUUAGUACACUAUUCAAUCUCUUGUUUUAUGCAGACUUGUGAAAAGUGGCCUUCGUGUUGUAUGUGACUUAACUAGAUUUAUUUUUGUUAUUUCCCAAGUGUUACUCACUUAUUGUUGUAGUUUUAUAAGUUUGGAUCAGUAUUAAGAGUUAAUUUAUUUCGCUCAUUGCUAAAUAUCUAUCAUUAUUUGUUAUUCAAAAUUAUUGUAAAACUAUAGUUGAUAUUUGAGUUGUAAUACAAAUAGAGGCAACUUCUGUAUCAGUCACCCAUGUUUUCUAAACAGGUUCUCCAUUCAGUGCCUCUAUAUCUUUUUAUUACAUUUUCCAUCAAACAAAGUUUUCCCUGUGAUCUUUUACCAACUGGAUUUUUAUCCAUGAUCACAUGCAUAAGUUGGUUAGGCUAGGUUUCGUCAGUCUACUGUAAUUUCUGGCUCUUGGUUUAUGUUAGUACGUUAACUUUCCGGAAAAGUUUUUCCAAUCCAUUAUUUUUCCUUGCUUUCUACUUUAGUUUUUUUGUUCUUCAAUGGUUCAAAAAUCUUUGUUUAGAGAAUUAUUCUUUCAAAAACCAUCAAUUUCCUUACCUCAGUUUUCCUUAGACUGACCCCUAGCCAGACUAUGCAAAGUGAAAACUGAGAGCAUAUUAGAAUUAUACACAUCUUCAUUUCUAUUGACAGAAUUUGUAUAUAAUUCUUAAAUAUAUUUACCUAGUAAGCAAUAGUAAUAACCAUAAUAAAUUAUAUUGUUUUGAUAUAGUAUUUAUUUUAAGAAAUUCAAUAUUUUCUCAGUGUCCAUUCAUCACCCAAUUUCAGUUACUACAUAAUUGUUUCAUAAAACAUCAAUUUUAAGUCACCAGUCUAAUAAUAUUUAUUUGUCUAUGUUAUUGGCCAAACCUGAAUUCAGAAUAACCUAGUUUAUCCUAAGCCAAAUGAGUUUGGCCGAAAUCUCUUAGGAUAAACUUGUUUAAACUAGGUCGAAGUCUAACUGGACAAACUAGAUUAUACUAACUAGACUUAAUUGUUGAUAUUGUUGAUAUCUAAGAUAAAUAAGGUAUAAUGAUAUACUAAGGUACCUUGAGUUAUGACAUAUACUGUGUAUAUACUGAUGAAAUAAUAAUAUAAUAUACAAAAUAGAAAUUCCCCAAUAACAAUAAUUGUGAUAUAUUGCAGUAUAAGUAUUAUUUCAGUUGUGUUUGUCCAUUGGUCAGUCUAAUCGAUUUGUUGUCAUUAUAUAACUUGUACAUGGUUAGUUAGUAUGUUUGAAGACACUAUCCAGGUAGUUUUGUUUACGAAUUUUGCAUUUUAUAUACUAUUGUUAGGUUAGAUUAUAAUUAAAGUUUUACUUAUUUUUUCUUAAUUCAAAAAUUAUAUGUGUUGUACAUUAUAAUUAUUACAAUGGAUACAUCUUUGUGUAGUAGACAAUGGAGAGAGAUGUUUAUCACCAAAAUUGUACAAAGUGAGACCAAAAAGUCAACUCAUGUGAUAAGAAAGAACAAAUAUUUAGAUUUUAUUGAACAUAUUGAAGAGGCUGAAAAAACAGAAAACACUUUUACAACAAAGACGAAUGAAACAAUUUGGUGUACUCAAAAUUAGGAAUGUAAAAAAAGGUAUUGCAUGGAGUGAAGGAACCAUAAAGUACUACCUUCCGAUGGAUGAACUAUAUGAUGUAAUUGGCGCUGCUCAUAUGGCUGUGGACCAUGGGGGUCAUGACAGGAUGUUGGCUAAAACAUCAAAAAAUAUAUGUAAUAUUAGAAAUCCUAUUUUUCGUUCAAAAAUUAACAGUAGAUAUCAAGAAGAUCUAUCGAUUUCCAGACACAAUCUGAUGAAAAAUUCAAGUUCAUUAUGGUUUAUCAAGGCCAUUUGAUAAAAUUUAUUUUAUUCUGUGCAUUGGAAUUUAAGAGAGCAGCAGAAGUAGCUUACCAUUUAAAAGACAUAUUUCUAACUAUAGGGGCACCAUGCAACCUGAAAUCAGAUAAUGGAAGAGAAUUUGUAAACCAUGUUGUAAGUGAAAUUAUGAAUCUUUUGUCAGAUCUCAAACUUGUGCAUGGAAAACCUAGAUACAGACACACAAAGUUAAGGUUCAAUCAUUGCUACAUAUUAUGAUUUAAUAAUAUUGACAAUAUCAACAGUUUAGUCUAGAUUAUACUACUUUGUUCGAGUUAGUAUAAUCUAGUUUGGCGAGUAACAUAUACAUUAACAGCUGUACAGUAAAAUAUAUAUAAAUUGUAUGAAUUUUAAUCUGAGGUUAAAGGUUUUUAAUUAUUUAUGAAAUACCCAUUUCCAUAUUAAUCAAAUUAAUUAAUUUUAUACUUGUGUUACAUUAUUUAUAUCAACCUUAAUUCUAUAUGUCUAUGUUUGAUUUUCAAGCGUAGUGAGGAAUGUGUUGGCUCUACUAUCAGUAAUUAUUAUUAUUUUUGUGUAUAUUCACUUAACCUAACCUAACCAAAAGUUUUGCUCCAAUUAAAAUAUGACUAGAGCUUUUUGAUAACAUUUUGGAUCUACUUGGUGCAUAGGGAUUGCCAAUUUUUGGUUUGCCUAGCAGUUUUUAUGAUAAUUGGAUAAAAACAUUAAAAAAAGUUAGAAAACAGUAAGUUUAUGAAAUCAACUGUUAUUUCAUUAGUUUUGAUUUAUAUUGAUAGCUAUUAAUUGACUUUUGAGCUUUUUAAGUUUUAAAUGGUUUAAUGUGGAUAAUUUUUUUUGGUAAAAUAGAAUUGCUUGAAAUUUGAAUACAAAGUUUAUUAUAAGAGUUAAAUUUAGUGGAAAAAAAAUAGAAAGUUGUGUGUAAUAUUGUAUUUUUUUUUUUUUUUUUUAAGUGUUUUAGGAUGAAAUUUGAACAAAAAUCUUUAGAACAUCCCUUAGAAUUAUUUUUCGGUGUGUACAAAUAUUAAUUAGAUAACUUUAUGUAUCCAACUAACUCUAUCUAAAAUAGUAGCAAACCCAUCAAUUUUUUUUUAAAUUUAAAUGUUAUAUAUAAUGAAUCUUACAUUAGGUAUACUUUGUAUAAUUAAUAUUAUAUUAAAUUUAUUUUAAUUUUAAUUUUGUAUUUAUACCAAAUUUUUUUAAUGUCAUUAGAAGUGCAUAUAGUAAUUAAUUAUUUGUUUUUAAUAUAAUUUAUCUUAAUUAAAAAAUCUGCUAUAUAUUUAUGUUAAUUGUUUAAAUUAAUAUAGAAAUGUCUGUAAACAUUUAUUUCCAUAGAAAUUAUUUUAAAUUUAGUUUAAUAUAUAUUAUUUAUGUUUUCACUAUGUUAUUUUAUGAUUUUAUAUUUGUAUUUAAACCAACAAUUUUUAACAUAAUAUCUUAACAAUGUUUUGUUUUAAAAAAGUGAGUUGUUAUCUAUAUUAUACCUAUAUGUAUGUAUAUUUUAAUUUAUUAUUAUUAAUAUAAAACAUUGGUAUUUAAAUUAAAUAUUGUUCCCUUUAUUUCAGUUGCCUUUCAAAAAUAUUGCUGCUCAGAUUACAAACCGAUUAAUUGUUCAAAAUCCAAAUUCUGCACAGAAACUUUAUUGUACAAGAAAUACUGAGGAAUAUAAGAAGUCAAAAUAUUCUAUAACUAACAAGAGAGAGAGUGUUAUUUUUAAACACCUAGAUUAUUUAAAUGAAUUACUUAAUCUCCAAAAUAAAUCUUCAUUAUACACUAAUAAUGUAAAACCACUGCACAUUAGUCAACUUGAAUUUUAUAAAAAAUGCAUACUUAUUGAUAGAGAUCAAAUUUUUAACCUCAUGUAUUGCACAAUAGACCAGGCAAACAAUAGUACUUGGAGAUUGCACAGACAAACAAGGCUCUCAGCAAGUUCCAAAGCACAUCAGAUAAAUACAAGACGUGGUCGAAAUGAAGAUUUGGCUACGCAGUUUGUAAAAAACAAACAAAUUUACGGAAAAGCUUUGAAAUAUGUCAAUUAUGGUAUUGGAAUGGAAGAUUUUGCCUGUAAAAAGUAUUCAUAUAUAUAUAAUUUAAAUGUGUUAAAAUGCGGACUAGUUAUACAUCAAAAACAACCUUGGUUGUGUGCAAGUCCAGAUGGUAUAGUUAUCCAUGGAAAUAAAAUACAAAAAUUAUUGGAAAUAAAGUGUCCAUACACUUGUAAAGAUACUAUGCUAGUUGAUGAAGAAAAUGGAAAGCUUAGAGUGCCAUAUUUACAAUUUGAUAAAGAAAAAAAUAUUUAUUUAAAACGGAAUCAUAUUUACUUUACACAGUGCCAAAUACAAAUGUACUGUACAGGGUUAGAAGAAUGUGAUUUAUUUGUUUGCACAAAACAAGACUCCAUAACUGUCUCUGUCAAGAGAGACAAUUUAUUUCUUGAAACACUGGUCAAGAAAAUGGAAGACUUUUAUUUUAAUUACUACCUUCCUGAAAUAACAAAAUUAUAUUUUUAACAUUAUUUGACAAAUACAUAUUUUAUUAUAAAUUAUGUUCAUUAUUUAAAUUUAUUAUGAAUGAUAUUUUUUUUUUAAAACUUACCAUAUUCCUACUACUUGAGUAGUAUUUAAAGUAGUACUUAAUAUUAUAAAUUUAGUUUUUUGAAAGAAUGGCAUGUAAAUUUUUAUUAUUUUCAUUGCAAUCAAGUAUAGUCUAUUGAAGUUAAAUAAUUUUAAGUUUUGAUUUUAUUCCUUGUUUAUUGUGUAAUUAAUGUUUUUUUUUUUUAAUAGUUCAUAUAUUAAUUUUGUUAAUUGAAAUUGUAUCCAACCCAUUAUUUAGACUUAUACUUUAAUAACAUAUUUUUUUUAAUAAAAUUGUAUUAAGUUAGUGUAAUUUUAAAAACUUGUAUUCUGUUUUAUUGUGCAAAAUUUAUUUUGUAUCUUAACUAAUAAAACUUAUUUUUAGUGGUUUAGACAUUUUUCAUAAAUGCUACAUAUAUUUGUACACAUAAUAUGUACUUAAGUACCUUUAAAUCUUUGGCUCUAUUAAUUUUUAAUUUUAAUAGAUAAAAUACUCGCAUAUUUUAUGAAAAUAUUAUACUUUUUACUAUUGAAUAAUAGUAAACAAAUUUACAGAUGAAAAGUCAAUUGUAAUAAAAUGCAAAGUGUACCCCAGUCUAAUAAUAUUAGAAUAUAAUUUUAUAUCCCUUGAGUUUAAGUCCAAGAGGCAAAUAUAUUUUGCUAACGAUUUCAAAUACUGAAUUCUAUACUGUUAUAUAUAUUAAAAUUAAAUUUAUAAAUUUACUUUUAAUUUGUUUCAGUAUUCAUUGUGUCUAUUAAUAUUUUUUUUACUUGAAAUGGGAAUUGCAAUUCUUGGAUUUGUUUUUCCACAUAAUAUGCAAGCUACUUUGGAAGAGUCAUUCACUGAUAAAAUUAUUCACACAUAUCGUGAUGAUCCAGAUUUACAGAACCUUAUAGACUUUGCUCAAAAAGAAGUAUGAAUAUAUUUGUAAAAAGAGUAUAUACAAAUUUAAUUUAUUAUUAUUUUUUUUUAGUUUCAAUGUUGUGGUCUUAGUUCAGGAGGGUACAGUGAUUGGUCUAAAAAUGAAUAUUUUAAUUGCACAUCGCCAAGUGUUGAAAAAUGCGGAGUACCCUAUUCGUGUUGUAUCAACGCUACAGAUAUUUCGGUUCGUAUGGUUUUCAAUGUUUGUAUUCUGAAUAAUAACAAUUUAAUUUUAUAGAAAGGACUUGUAAAUGUGAUGUGUGGUUAUGGCGCUCAAGAUAGUUCUGUAAGUGAUUAACAAAUAAAAUAUUAAUAUUGGUAUUAUAUUUUGUCUAUAUUUAUAAAUGUGUAUAUAAUAUGUAUAAGGUUGCUGAAGCUAGUAAAAGAGUUUGGACUAGUGGAUGUAUUGAAGUGAUUCGUAUAUGGGCUGAAAGAAAUUUAUAUACAAUUGCAGGUGUAGCGCUGGGUGUUGCACUAUCACAGGUACAAAUAAAAAAAAUUGUAUAAUUGAUAAUUAUUUAUUGAUUUAUAUUUUUUCUAAUUAUUUUAUUUUAGCUUCUUAUUAUAAACUUGGCGAAAACACUUGAAGGUCAAAUUGACUUACAAAAAUCUAGAUGGGCAUCUUGAAAAAUAAUUAAAGUAUAGGAAACAUAAUAAAGUUUCCACAAUACUAUUAAUGAUAUUCAAAUAUUAUUUUUAGUAUUUUAUAAUAAGACAAUUUUAGGACAUUUUUCAUUUAAAAAAAAAAAAAAACAAAAUAAAAAUAAAAAUUGAGUUGUAUUAUUUAUUUAAAAAAAAAUGUUGAAAUUUUUUAAAUUUUAAAUUAAUAAUUAUUCUUUUUUUUUUAUUUUUACAUGUUUAUAAUUUUGAAUUUCAUGAAAAAUUAUUCUAUUUUCAAUGCUAAUUAAAUUUCAAUUUUUAUUCUUAAUGAAUUCUUUUAAUUUAUGGUUAAUAAUUCAUUAAAGAACUUUGCCCUGUGAUAAUGGGUCCAACUAUAUAUAUAUAUAUAUAUGUAUAAAUAAUUGAAUUCAAGGCUAUACUAUGCCUUUUUAGCCAGCACUAUAAUGUCCACUAUUUUAUAAAAAUAUAACAAAUUACAUAAUAAUAUAUCAAUGUAUAACUAUUUUGUAUCAUUGUUUUUAAAGAUUAAUUUUAUAUGCAUAGUUUCUACAUACCCAUUUUGUGUAUUAUAAUUUCAUUUUUAAUUUUUGCUCAUACAUAUUUAUUUUGGAUUAUUUAUAUUUUAUACUAUACAAUUCAUAUGUAUUUAUUUUAUCUCUGUAUAUUAAUUUAUAAUUAACUAAAUUUUACAAAUUAUUGAUAAAAAUGAAUUAAAUGUUCAUAGAACAAAUUUAUUUUAUACCCAAACAAAAAAUUUUUUUCUAAGAAAAAUGUUUUCUCUGCGUGAUCAUUUAUUUGUAUUUGUUUAUUCUUACAUUAGGUUAUAUUUUAUAUUUUGAAAUACUUAAUUUAUUAGUUUAAGUAAUAUAUAAUUUCAUGUAUUUUUAUAUGAUAAUGGAAGUGUAGGUAUUUAUGCAUUUGUAGGAUGUAUGUGUGUUAUAGUAAAGUUAAUAUUAUUACUUGAGUGUGAUAAUUUUUUUUAUUACCUUUUUAUUGUUUGGAUUACCAAAGAUAAUGUUUUAACUAUUAAACAUAUAUUUUUAUCA